Messenger RNA from Plasmodium gonderi, 2973 nucleotides. RefSeq lists its product as hypothetical. The coding region runs from base 1 to 2973 and encodes 990 amino acids. NCBI's taxonomy places the organism in Eukaryota, Apicomplexa, Aconoidasida, Haemosporida, Plasmodiidae. The record is from RefSeq and is a predicted model, not a curated record. The transcript has a single exon. Gene Ontology annotation, biological process: DNA-templated DNA replication. Gene Ontology annotation, molecular function: chromatin binding.
AUGAAUAUUCUUACGCAAAUAGAUGAUGUCUUUACAAAUUAUAUAAAAAUUCAUGGACCCACGGAAGUAGAUUCCUACUGGGAUGAGGGAAUUGUGGUUAACAAGUACAUCCAUUUGGGAACUGGGAGAGGAAAAAUUGCAGAAAAUGGUGCAGGAACAAAUGACAAACCAAAUUUCCAACAAAAUGGAGCCCAGAGCCAUAUUGAUUUAGAGGGAGAAAGGAGAAAAGACCUAGAGAAUCAUAAAUCGAUGAAUGAAACGCAUGUUACGAAAAAAGAACAAAAUGAGGUAUAUGAAAAAAUAUUCGCCGCCUCAAAUUUAUGCGAUGAAAAAAAUUCCACUUUGGGAGAAAUAGAUUCAAAAAAAGAAAAUCUAUCUUCUAGUAACGGCAUGAUUGAAGAAUGCUUGUGCUUAAAUAAAAUUAAUAACUUGGAUGAACUUAAAGAUAUAGCAUUAGUCAGAUGGACAUGCAUGGUUCAGCAGAUAAUUUCUCCUGAAAGUUAUUUAGGAAUUUAUAAGUUAAUAAAUAAAAAAAAUGGACAAAUUAUUUUAAAGAGCUCAAAAUAUAGGGACUAUAUUGAUACAGAUGAAAAUUGGGAAAUAAUUGAGGAUGAUGAAAAAAGAAAUAUUGAUGAAUAUUAUGAAUCAAAUUACGAACAGUACUGCAAUAGGGAGAACCAGGAGGAUGCAAUAAAAAAUAAAAUUAAUCAAACGGAUGAUAAAAAUAUUCAACUAUGCAACAAUUUAAACCUCACAAGAGCAGGAAAAAACGAAAACAAUAAUGGAUAUGAUGAAUUAGAUCAAAAAAUGUCGCCACAAAAUAAUUAUCACACAAAAAAAGAAGAUUAUAUAAUGCAGAGUAAAAAUGAUUCUAUACAGAUAUGUGGAAAUGAUAAUAAUUUUAAAAAAUAUUGGAAAAGAUAUUUAUUUUUAUGUACCAACAUUCCUGGAAAUAAAAGUUCUUGGUGUAAACAACUGUGUGACUAUUCUUCAUAUAACAGCAGCUGUGAGAACUUUUUAAAAAGUAUAAAUGAUGUUAGGAAUGUUUGUUCUUAUACGUCUAUGUCCCACUCUUGUGGUUUAAUUAAAGACAAUUAUAAAUCCAAUGAUGGUUCUCAUUAUCCCAUUGGUGGCUCUCAUUUUCCCACUGAUGAUGUACAGAGUUCGAGGGAAACGAUAUGCAGCAGUGAUUUUGAAGCGGAAGAAGAUAGGGCAAAUGAUCAUCCUACUGAUAGUAGCUUAAUAAACAUGAAUCCAAAGGAUGAUCAAAAUGAACAGUCUUAUGACUCACAAAAAAAGAACAAAAUAAGAUGUAUAAUAAAAAUAUACGAUGAUAAUAGUCAAUACAACGGGAAAAAUGAAAAUAAUUUUUUAAAACUGAAUGACAUAAUUGAAAUUAUCGGAAUUUAUCGCAAACAUCAAAUAAGGGAUUAUGAAGAUUGUGAAAAAAAUUUUAAUUUUUAUUUUUAUUAUGAUCAAAACUUUUUAAAAUAUCCAUGUAUUCAUGUAUUUCAGUAUGUCAAAAUAAACUAUUUUAAUCCUUUAAGUAGUUGUAUAUUGUUUAAAAAUGAAUUGUCCAAUAUUUUGGAAAACGGCCCUUUUGGCACCAUCAGCGAGUUGAGGAAGCACCUUCUUCUACACAUUUCAAACAGCUUUUCUCAUGACUUGUUGGUUGCUCAUUACUUUUUCUUUUAUUUGUGUGGAAGUUACAUUAAAGAAAGUAAACUAAAACUAGGUAAAAUUAGUCUCAAUAUUUUUAACAUUUCAAAUGAGGAAAAUAAGAAAAAUGUACCAGACUUAACUGCAAAAAUGGAAGAGACACCCAAGAAAAUUACGAACGAAGUAGCCAAUGACACAAACGAGAAUAUAACACAAAGUUUGAAAAAUUAUGAACAUAAAAAAGGGACAAAAGAUAAAAAAGUACAAUGUAUAUCAAGUGAAACAUUAAAAAUAGUAGAAUUUACUCCAAACGAAUUCCACAAAAAGUGUGAAAAGGAUUCAGAGAUGAAGGGAAAAUGUAAAAAGGAGAAAAAAAGAGACUACCCAUGGCAUGUUCACAAAAUGAACACUAUGAUUAAAAAUUUAGUACCAUUGUAUAGAUAUAUUCCACUUUCUAUAGAAAAGUUAAGCAGUGAAUAUUUAAUGUCUGUAAUGAAUCAUGAAAAUGGAGAAUUGAAAAAAGGAAAAUUGCAAUUAGCAAAUAAUACGUAUUUAGUUUUUGACGAAUGUUUAUUAGAAACGGGAAAACUUAAUAACAUAAGUACAAAAAAUUUUCUUUGUAUAGAAAGGUUAAUUACUUCUCAAGAAAUUGCAUUUAUUUUUAACACAGAUAUUACAUUCGAAACGCAAAAUAAUAUUUUAAUCUUGUCAAAAAAAAAGUCCAUGUUUGUAAAUUAUGUGGAUAUACCUAUCCCCAUAUAUCACAAAAGAGGAAAGGGAUAUAUUCCUAAAAAUCAAAAUGCAAUUAGUUUGAUAAACAAAACAGAAGAAAAUGAAAAUGAAAAAAACAAAUUAAAUGAAGAAAACAUUUCCAAGAAUGGUAAGCAAAAGAAUGAACAAAACACGGAAGGACGUGCUGAUGAUGACACAGAAAAUUGUUCCAAUACAAAUGAAUCUGCAAGUAGCACUAGGCCAAAAUUUUCAACUGAAUUUAUUAACACUUAUAAAAAUUACAAGCCUAAUGAAAACGAAUUAAUGCAAUUUAGAAGAUACAUAAAUUAUAUAUUGUCAAAAAAUCAUUCGGCAAAAAUCCAUCCAAACAUAACAACAUACAUUACGGAUUCAUUCGUGUCUCUUCGACAAAAAGGCAAGGAUAUAAACCAGUUUGUUUUAAACUCUUGGAUAUGCAUGGCUAGAAUUUUAGCCUUUUCAGAUGGGUCUGAUGAAAUAAAUAAGGGUCAUUGGGACUACAUCAUGAAGCUAGAAGCAGAGAGGAGACUCAGGCUUAGUCACCUCGAUGUUCUCUACGUUUAG